AUGGUAUUCACGAUAACCCUCAAAGAGCACAGAAAAUUCAUCAAGAAAUUGAGAGAGAUAAUAGCAAUUUCAGGUAUGGAAAUACCAGUUCUGGAAAAAGAGCGGAAAUUUGUUGAUCAUUUGGCUGAAAUUGGAAAGAUAAAGAUGGAUAAAAUUCAAAUGUCCAGAGAAUACCCAAGUCUGAUAAAUGAAAAAGAAAUGAGUGAAGGAGAAAAGGAGGCCUUUGAAACAUCCGUUGACACUCUAUUUUUAAAAUCCCUGUUGGCAGCACUUAACAUAAAUACAUAUUUUAUUGUGACGCCUGCCACAUUGAAUUACGCUAUCGGCGAAGUUCUUAGUAAGGGAGAGUCAGCAUUGCUCAGCGUAUCGGAUAAAAAAAAUCUACUUCCCUUUGCUCGAAAGCUUCAUGAAUUAGGAUUUACUUUGAUAGCAUCUGGAGGAACUGCUAGUGCUUUGAAAGAUAAUGGCCUUUUUGUCAAAGAUGUAUCAAGUAUUACAGGCGCUAGUGAAAUGCUUGGUGGCAGAGUAAAAACUUUACAUCCAGCGGUUCAUGCUGGUAUUUUGGCCAGAUUAACUGAAUCAGACAAAGCAGAUCUUGUUAGCCAUAACUUUAGUUAUAUUAAUGUUGUUGUUUGUAAUCUUUAUCCUUUUAUCGAUACCAUAUCCAAAUCUAAUGUAUCGCUUGAGGAUGCUGUAGAAAAUAUUGACAUAGGCGGCGUAACUUUACUGAGAUCUGCAGCAAAGAAUCAUUUACGAGUGACCGUUGUCUGCGAUCCUAAUGAUUAUGAAAAGGUCAUCUUGGAAUUGCAAAACUCUGAUAAUAAUGAAACAUGUUUACAAACGAGACAAUUCCUUGCAGUUAAGGCGUUUACGCUCACGGCCCAGUACGAUGAUGCAAUUUCAAACUUUUUUCGACGUCAAUAUAAAUCUGGGUCGUCCCAAAUGACUCUUCGCUAUGGUAUGAACCCUCACCAAAAACCAGCCCAGCUGUAUACGACACUUGAUAAACUGCCAAUUACCGUAGUUAAUGGUUCACCAGGUUACAUCAAUUUGUGUGAUGCUUUAAACGGAUAUCAGUUGGUCAAAGAACUUAAGGCUGCUUUAGGGAUUCCUGCAGCUACUUCAUUUAAGCAUGUGAGUCCUGCAGGUGCUGCUGUUGGUAAACCACUAGAUGAAACACAAGCCAAAGUUUGUCAGGAAACUGGUGGUACACCGUUUGAGGAAAAAGAAGAGAGUAGUUUUGAUGCUAAUAAAAGAAAUCUUGAAAUGACAGAUUUAAGAUGGCUGCCAGAAGUCACAGAAAUUUCACAAUUAUCUUCUUAA
Molecule: messenger RNA, 1323 nt
Organism: Copidosoma floridanum
Lineage: Eukaryota; Metazoa; Arthropoda; Insecta; Hymenoptera; Encyrtidae
Product: bifunctional purine biosynthesis protein ATIC
Biological process (GO): 'de novo' IMP biosynthetic process
Cellular component (GO): cytosol
Molecular function (GO): phosphoribosylaminoimidazolecarboxamide formyltransferase activity; IMP cyclohydrolase activity
Source: RefSeq, a predicted model, not a curated record